Messenger RNA from Diachasmimorpha longicaudata, 2990 nucleotides. RefSeq lists its product as uncharacterized. The record is from RefSeq and is a predicted model, not a curated record. Gene Ontology annotation, biological process: positive regulation of actin filament bundle assembly. Gene Ontology annotation, molecular function: actin binding. Bases 619 to 2850 code for a protein of 743 amino acids. Gene Ontology annotation, cellular component: nucleus; actin cytoskeleton; Z disc. The transcript is spliced from 10 exons. NCBI's taxonomy places the organism in Eukaryota, Metazoa, Arthropoda, Insecta, Hymenoptera, Braconidae.
AAAUAGACCGGAGUUAUGGAUAAAUACUAAUAUUCAUGGCAUGUUACCUAGUGAAACAUAACAUAUCAGUCUGUGGAAUUAACUAAUCUUAUUCAAUCUUAAAAUACCGUUCGUUCUCUGGAAAUGUCAAUUCAGAGGACUUGAAAUUGAAUAAGAACUUUCUAUUGAUUCGUAUCAAAGGAAAAAAAGAAAGAAAUCUAUCGAAUCUAAGCAACAGAAUUUACAAUUCUGUCAAUCUCAAAAAUAAAAGGACAUGAUACAUAUUGUCUUGUUCAGGCACACGAAUCUGAGAAAUAAAAGUAACAACAUAAAACAUUGGUCAAGUUGAAGAAAAAAGAAGAAAGAAUAUUUCAAGUUUUUCCCGCCACUGAAUAGCCGGGAAACCUCUGUGUGCAUGAAAAGUCGACGUGCCAAAAUAUAUACUGAAUCGUCGGAAUUAUUCAGCAAGAUUCAGAAAUCCCGAGGUGGUUGUGUGUUGCGCAGCGUGUUAACAGUUUACCCCCCCAGUGUCGCAUUAAAAACCUGUGUUGAAUUUGUUUGUCUAUUUUCAUUUGUAUUUACCAUUUACUAUUACGUAAAGUUUUGUGUAUACAGACACAAUUAAUAGAGAUACAAAAGAUGAGAAGGGCAUCAUCUAUCGAUAAACCAUUAAGCACAAAAGGCAGUAACGAGAACUCGACAUACCGCUACAGAGUUUCAGAGAAUUUAAAAAAUGUCGAGAUUAAACGACUAAACUAUCAAAAUUUGGAUCGAAACACUCAAUUGCAGAGAAGUAUCUCUGCCGACAAUGUUGUGAUACGAUCGCGGGGAUUCAAACCAUCAGACAGACACGAUCCGUCAAAGAGAUUGUUUCUCGAGCAAUUGUCCACGAAAAUUCUCCACUUCGACAUGGAUAGCGGCGAGAAGGCACCCACUCCCAUCAGUUUGGAAAAAUUGUUAACACCUGCUAUGGACUGUUCCGAAUUACUUCAAACCAAAAAAAAAAUGUAUGCGUCUUCGUGCUUCUACGCCCCAACCCAUCCAACCGUAGAGGAUCAAGUUGAACUCGCCCGGCGUAUUUCAUAUUCGCUGAGUGAUGCUAAAAAUAUGAAGAGCAAGGGCCAAUCUAUGUACGUCAAUAGAAAGAAGAGAUCAGUCAAAUGGAUCCACGAUGGAAAUGGUGCUGAAGCUGACGAGGAACCUCAGACACCCAUGCACAAGGAUAAAGUGCCGCUGAAAUGCAUGAUGAAUCCGAACGGCAAAGUCCUGGACAUUCAUUGCAUCCAAGCUCUCGGUGAGGAGUCGAACAUCGGAACGAGUCCCAUAAAUGCUGACAAAUUAUUCGACAUCGUUCGUGAUUUAAAUAAUCACAAAGGACGAGGCGCCGAAAUAUUUGCGAAACGCCGGAAAAGGUCGGAGAAAUGGGUCGUUGACAAAGACCAGCCAUCCACCCCAACCCAAAAUCAACCCAAAGCGUCAACAUACCCAAACAAACUGAUAAACGAUUAUGGUGCGAAUGAAAACUCAAAGUUAUCGAAUAUUCCACUUUCCCCGAUCACAUCAAGUCAAAACGACUCAAAGCCGUUCUUUAAUCCGUUCACGAUGGACUUGUCACUGCACAAUGGAAAUAUGCCCUCAGGAGCGGAUUUUCGCUGGUCAAGACCGACCCCCGAAAGCUACUCGCGACGAUACGAGGAGCCCCAAAAACCGGAACGCGAUAUAAAGAAAAUCUACUUGCGAGAAGUUGCAGUGGGUACCGAUUCAGAUUAUCCCAUGAAUUCGAUCAACGGUGGGCAUUACAAUGGCCGUUAUCAAAACGUCCCCAUUCCGGUGGAGAAAUCCCGAAGAAUGUCCUUUGACUCGGACCGUUAUGAACCGUUAUCACACCAGGUCCAGUCGUCUCACCGCACGAACAACUCAAUGAAUUGCGCCAAUAAUUAUAUGAACCACCAGAAUGGUCAUCCCCGGGGAGAACUGAUGCCCGAACAUGAAGCUGAAACCGAUUACACCCCAGUACCGGUCAAGCAACUGAUCCAGGAGUUCGAGAAGACUUGUCGACCGAUUCUCCAAUACAAGCAACUAACUCCUAAAAUCCUCCCCGUGGUGCAGCAACCCCCACUGGAAGAUAUAUCCCGGUUCUUUGACGCAGUGCAACCUCACAAAAAAUACGAGGACUCGAGAACCAUCGUCAACUACCCCAAGAACGGAAAAAAUAUUCGAGUUUCAAACGCUCAUGCUAGUAGUCAGCUCAUCUCCAACGGUCAUGGCUCAAAUGGAUACACAAGCGGGUACCAGGGAACAAUGGUUCCCAGGUAUGAGUACGACUCGACUGACGAUGAGAUUGACGAUUCCUUCGGGGAGUCUAGCUCCUCCGAGACCGCCCAAGAUUACUACGGACCGAGUCCCGGUUUCUCAAGUGGAAAUCGCGUCUCGGCAAUGAGCGAUUACGACUAUCGGCAUCAAAUGUUCGAUUGCGCCACUGACCAACUGUUAGACUGUCCCGUCCUCAGUACGAUAGACACAAAAUUCGUCGAUACUGAGGCUCCCUUCGCAGCCGAAACUAAAGCUCUCAAAUUGGCGAUGAUUGCCUCCGAAGAGGACAUUAUGGAACAGAUUAAACAGCUCAGGAGGACUCCGGUCGUGGAGAAUCUUGUCCCAGGGCCUUCACCGGAUCGCAGUAAAUUGGGGGAUUUUAUACCGGAGCUAGCAAAUAAAAUGAUGGAGAGUACCUACAACGGUCCGAAAAUCUCUAACUAUCAAGUGCUGACGAAUUACAAUACAGCACCACGUGGUUGGGAUCAAUCUCAUGCUUUCUAUCGUCCCAUCACCUUCCGCAAACCUCAAGAGCCCAUUGCCUACUCAGACUUCUAAUCAAUAUCAGUAUUGAGCAUAAAAUGUUAUUCACUUUGUUGAUAACAAACAAUAAUAACAAAAUUUGCUAUCCUGCUAUCCAAGAGCUUCGGUAUGUUUUCCUUAUAUUAAAGAAAGUGAUUAAAUGAUUUGAUCCGCAA